Messenger RNA from Amoebophrya sp. A120, 1703 nucleotides. The record is from the annotation of a GenBank genome assembly. NCBI's taxonomy places the organism in Eukaryota, Dinophyceae, Syndiniales, Amoebophryaceae.
CGCAGAAAAAAGAGCAGCAGGAGCGGCUGGGGAAGCUUGUGGAGGCGGUCACAACCGAGAAAAUUCCAGGGUAUCUCCUUGGAAACAAUGGCAGCCUGACCACGAAAGUGCUUGACACCCGCGCAGCUGUUGUCGCAAAAAAUAAAGAUGGUCGCGGCGCGACUACUUCAACUUCUACUGGCGUUGCAAAUAAACGGAAUCAGAAGGACGGUGACCCCACCAAAGAAAGCUCUGCCGCCGCCGAGGACGACAAUAGUACCAUAUCCGAUGUGGAAAACUAUGUCAAUGGAAUCGUUGAGGAAUCCGUUCCUGCUGAUACACGUACACAUCCAACAUCGAGCAAAGGACUACAAAGCUCCUCGUCGGCCGUGUCAUCAAAUACGAAAACCAGGAGAAACAAGCAAAUCCAACUUCUGUCGGAGGCUUUUUCUGACCUCAAUCCUUUCUCGUCUGCCACGCAGCCCGAAAAGACCCUGUUUGACUUGCGCGAAAAGCACGAGUUCUUUAUGCGUGAGUACGAACUUUUCGCACAGAGAUCUACUACUACGACGGGUAAUAUUGAUGCGUCUUCGUCUUCCACCCCGCAGCUGGUGUCAAGACUGAAGGGUCAGAAAGCUCUCAAGGUCGCCCUCUACGUCGGGAAUGCGUUCGACGAGCUGUUAGUGGACGAAGAGUUGUAUCCACUGUAAAAGUAUCGUACUUGUACGUCGGUACAAUUUCCGGGACUAUGACAAAUCUAGUUUGUUACAAUCACCUAAAUCAGGAGGAUGAUCACAAAUGCUUCGUAGUUGUAUUUGUUCCUUCUCCUGCAAAAAUUCAAAUUUGUAAAAUGCAAUUUGUUGUACAUGUACUAGUACGGUACAAUACUUUUGCAAUCUGCAUAAGCUGCGGAGUACACGACCUACGACUUCAUCGCCAACAUCGCAACAGCCUCAGUUGCUGAAAAGGAAGGACAAGCCCGUCUCGACAUCACCAGGACCAUCAUCAAUUUCCGGAUCUACUUCUACUUCAGAAGUCACAUCAUCCUGUACCUGCGGUCCGGUGCAAUGGGAACAAGAAAUUUCUGCGUGUGAUUAUACUGAAAAUCUUCUUGUAAGCUCCUCUUGUGGUGAAGCAAGUAGAGCACCCGGCGGAGGUCUUCUUUGUUCUCCGAGGAACCAGCCAUUGUACGCGUUCGAGCGGAAGCUGACUUCCACUUCCCCCGACGAGGUUCUUGCAAAGUAUCCUGUGCAAAAGUAUCGUGCUCGUAGUAAUUGCAAUCAUGCGUUACAAAUUUUUUUCUCAACGCAAAUCCGCAUCACAAAUUUCAUUUCUCAUGCUGAGGCAUGAAUUUGUCAUGCAUUUAUACGAGUACGAUACUUUUGCAAUUCAUACGAAGGAGAGACAAACGAACUUCCUCGCGUUUGUCGCCCAGAUGGAGAUGGUUUACCGGACGCGCGGUCUGUUUUCCGAUGUGGAAGUGGUGUCCGCGAACCGUUUGCAAUUCCUGCACCGAUGCGACGUCGUGGUCAUCCUCAGUACCGAUAACUGGCCCAAAGUACAGCGGAUGCUCGCGACGAGAAGUAGUUUACCGCAGUUGAUCUUUGCCGUCGGGAGCCCAGUGAAAGAACAAGCGACUGCUGACUUCUUUUCAUCUGUCAGUGCUGGGAGCAUUAGCAGCAGUGGUCUUGACGCGGCCAAGCGGAGCCAAAUUUAUUUUUCCC